CCGCCAUCUUGGGCGCCUCGGAUCGACAAUAAAGGAGCGAGGAGCCGAGCGGCGCCGCCUCGGUGAUUGAAGUGAGAGAAUCCAUAUAUAUAACUCAACCUCCUUAGAGAGCUUUUAAAAAUAAAAAGUUGCUUCGGUGCAUGAGAGCAAGUUACUGCUGCUCACCGGUCAGAGACUUACAGGCGCUUGCUUGCCUGCAUUGCAAUAAGGGACUCAAUAUUGAGCAAGACAUAUUUAUCUCUUCGUUUUGGAGAGCCUAAUAAACUGUAUUACAGUUUCUCUACUGACUUUCAAAAGUUUUAAAGUUUGGAAGAGACAUCUGUACAUUUAAUACAGCAUGAGCACGGCCAGAACAGAGAACCCUGUUAUAAUGGGUCUGUCCAGUCAAAAUGGUCAGCUGAGGGGCCCUGUAAAGCCCAGUGGUGGCCCCGGAGGAGGGGGCACACAGACACAGCAACAGAUGAACCAGCUGAAAAACACCAACACAAUCAACAAUGGCACUCAGCAGCAAGCACAGAGUAUGACCACCACUAUUAAACCUGGUGAUGACUGGAAAAAGGCUUUGAAACUCCCUCCAAAGGACCUAAGAAUCAAAACUUCGGAUGUAACCUCCACAAAAGGAAAUGAGUUUGAAGAUUACUGUUUAAAGCGGGAGUUACUGAUGGGAAUUUUUGAAAUGGGCUGGGAAAAGCCAUCUCCUAUUCAGGAGGAGAGCAUUCCCAUCGCUCUGUCUGGCAGGGACAUACUGGCCAGAGCGAAGAACGGAACGGGCAAGAGUGGCGCCUACCUCAUCCCCCUACUUGAACGGCUCGACCUGAAGAAGGACAACAUACAGGCAAUGGUGAUUGUUCCCACAAGAGAACUUGCUCUGCAGGUCAGUCAAAUUUGCAUCCAGGUCAGCAAACACAUGGGAGGGGCCAAAGUGAUGGCAACCACAGGAGGAACCAAUUUACGGGAUGACAUAAUGAGGCUCGACGAUACAGUGCACGUGGUAAUAGCUACUCCUGGGAGAAUCCUGGAUCUUAUCAAGAAAGGAGUAGCAAAGGUUGAUCAUGUCCAGAUGAUAGUAUUGGAUGAGGCAGAUAAGUUGCUGUCACAGGAUUUUGUGCAGAUAAUGGAAGAUAUUAUUCUCACGCUACCUAAAAACAGACAGAUUUUAUUAUAUUCCGCUACUUUCCCUCUCAGUGUACAGAAGUUCAUGAAUUCCCAUUUGCAGAAACCUUAUGAGAUUAACCUGAUGGAGGAACUGACUUUGAAGGGAGUAACUCAGUACUACGCAUAUGUAACUGAGCGCCAAAAAGUACACUGCCUCAACACGCUGUUCUCCAGGCUUCAGAUAAACCAGUCAAUCAUUUUCUGUAACUCCUCUCAGCGAGUUGAAUUGCUAGCCAAGAAGAUUUCUCAACUGGGUUAUUCUUGCUUCUAUAUCCAUGCUAAAAUGAGGCAGGAACAUCGGAAUCGUGUCUUUCAUGACUUCCGAAAUGGCUUAUGCCGCAAUCUUGUUUGCACUGAUUUGUUUACCCGAGGUAUUGAUAUACAAGCUGUGAAUGUGGUAAUAAACUUUGACUUCCCGAAGCUGGCAGAGACCUAUCUCCAUCGUAUUGGAAGAUCAGGUCGCUUUGGUCAUCUUGGCUUAGCUAUCAACUUGAUCACAUAUGAUGAUCGCUUCAACCUGAAAAGUAUUGAGGAGCAGCUGGGAACAGAAAUUAAACCUAUCCCAAGCAACAUUGACAAGAGCCUCUAUGUGGCAGAAUACCACAGUGAGCCUGUAGAAGAUGACAAACCAUAACAAGCAUGCUUUGACAAACUAAAGAAGGCUUGUUUGGAUCUGUGACACAUCAUUUUGGGGGGGUGCUCUUCUCUUUGUGGGUUUUUCAUUUUUUUUUUUUUUUUUUUUGGAACUAUGAAGACUUAACGCAGACAUUUUUUUCUUUUUUUAACUGGUGAAGAGAAAACGCUGAAAAGAAGGAAUAUACCUUUUUUGUUCCACUUGUUUGCACUGUGUGCCGACUGAACAUUAGUUGCACUAACUGCUGGUUUUAGAAAAUGCUUUCUGGUGAAGUGGGGGACAAGGAAGGAAGAGAAAGAAGAGAAUGGGAGAAACCCUAAAAAGAGAAGAAUCUUGAUGAAAACACAAGCUUGUCUAUGAUUUCAGAAUUCUUCAGCAGCUGACUCUCAAGUGCAUUUCAACUUCUCCCUGAUUACUCAUCCGUUUUUUAAGCCUGAAGAGCUUAUUACUUAUUUGUGCGAAGUGCCUUAUGCUAUGAGACCAUUCAGAACAUCAUCUUUUAGACACAGCCCAAGGAAUCAACAACAGCAAUUCUUUCAUUUUUCUUUUUAAAACUUUUUCUUUCAUUUUGGUUUCACAUUGAAGUCUCUUUCUUCCUUUUCUACUCAGUACUCAAGCCCAGGGCUGGAAGAUGAAACGUAUUAGUAAUGUUCAACACCAUUUUUUUUUCUUUUAAGUGGAGGAGUUGAUAUGCAACUGCAGUUCAUCUACACUGUAAAUACAUGUAUUUAAAAAAACAAUCCCAAGUAAAAAUUUCUUCUGGGCUGAGUAGAAGCAACAUCAUCGCUCCCAACGGAAAGAGCCGUCUAUGUCAUUGCAGGAGCCAUAUGACAAGCCUUUGUGCUCUGCAGCAGACACUAAAGACUGGUCACAUGCGCCUCAUUAGCAGCUGUGGCACUUGGUGUAGACGUGUCAGCCUGACCCUCUUUCCUCUGUGGUGACGCUUGUCCCGUAGAAAAUUGGGUGUGUAUACUUGUAUAAACUUUGUAAAUACGUUUUUUUCUGGGUUCAUAUAUAUAUAUGUGUAUGUAUAUAUACAUAUAUAU
Messenger RNA from Molossus molossus (Pallas's mastiff bat), 2835 nucleotides. It is a transcript of the gene DDX6, whose product is annotated as DEAD-box helicase 6. Lineage: Eukaryota; Metazoa; Chordata; Mammalia; Chiroptera; Molossidae. Gene Ontology annotation, molecular function: ATP binding; mRNA binding; RNA helicase activity. Gene Ontology annotation, cellular component: P-body; cytoplasmic stress granule. The record is from RefSeq and is a predicted model, not a curated record. The coding region runs from base 338 to 1789 and encodes 483 amino acids. The transcript has 14 exons. Gene Ontology annotation, biological process: cytoplasmic stress granule assembly; P-body assembly.